Molecule: messenger RNA, 4048 nt
Organism: Geodia barretti
Lineage: Eukaryota; Metazoa; Porifera; Demospongiae; Tetractinellida; Geodiidae
Source: the annotation of a GenBank genome assembly
CGUCGUCUGCUGGUCUGCUUGCAAGGACAAAAGCGAGGUGCUCUCAUCGAAGAACUCAAACUCGAACUUGGCAGCCACUUACACGGUAUUUUGUAGAUCAGCAUGUCUUUCAAGGACGGGAUCCCGCUACUCAAGACGCUGGACGACGAAGAGGACGGGUCGGACGACGACUUUAGCGUGGAGCUGGCCAGCGCCUCUCGCCACAAGUGGGGACGGAAGCACCUUCUCUUCGGGCUCGGGCUGGGCCUGGUCGUGUUCGUGGUCGUGGCUCUCAUCGUGGCCGUUGCGGUCCCCGUCGCUCUCCUGCAGGGAGGAGGCGGUGGGAGCAAGGCGGGAGGAGGCAGCACCGAUGCAAGCGAAACAAGUUCCAUCUCCCCGUCUGUUACCGUGAGUCUUCUCCAGUAGCUAUCAUACCAUCACAAGCUCCACCGGUUCGGAAGUCUGUCUGCAUAGCCUAGUUUACUGCUCAUAUCUGUUGAAUUAUGGUCCUCGCUGUGUUCCUUAUAAUGUUGCAGGUAUCCUCGUUCUCUAUAUCCCCCACUCCCUCCCCUUCUUCGACGUCUAUAUCCCCCACUCCCUCCCCUUCUUCGACGUCUAUAUCCCCCACUCCCUCCCCUUCCCCCAACGACCUCAACAGCUACAAGCCGACGUCCGACGACCGACAGUACGACUUUCUCGUCCUCUCCAACUCCCUACGAGUCGUCCUCAUCUCCGACCCCAAAUCAAACGUGUCGGCUGCGUCCAUGGAGGUGGCAGCCGGUUCGUUCAGUGACCCGCCGGACGCAGAAGGCCUCGCUCACUUCUGCGAGCACAUGCUCUUCCUCGGCACGGAAAAGUACCCCAACGAACACGAAUACUCAAACUACCUCACCGCACACGGCGGCGGGGACAACGCCUUUACCUCCACGCAAGAGACAAACUACUAUUUUACGGUCGAUUCAAAGUACCUGGAAGAGUCGCUGGACCUUUUCGCCCAGUUUUUCAUCUCCCCACUGUUCAAGAACAGCUCGGUGGCUGACGAGGUGCACGCCGUCAACGCAGAGCACGAGAAAAAUCUUCAGUCGGACCCGUGGAAGUUGUGGCAGCUGCUCAAACACGUCUCGAACCCGCAGCACCCGUUUCACCAGUUUUCGACCGGAACUCUCUCUACGCUCAACAAUUCGAAUCUCCUGGACCUGCUGAAGACGUAUUACAGCUCCAGUUACUCUGCUAACACAAUGCAACUAGUUGUCUACGGGAAGGACCCUCUCCCCACUCUGACCAGUUGGGUCGACACGUCCUUCUCCUCAGUCCCAAACCGCCACAUCUCCCCACAGACCUUCGCGGCCACUCCCUUCCCACAGGAAUACUCACAGAAAAUGGUGUUCUACUAUCCAGUCGCCGAUACAAACUCCCUCUCACUCUACUGGCAGACCGCUCCCCUCGACCCUUACUAUCGCAACGACGUCGUCGAAUUCCUGUCCCGUUACCUCGGCUACGAGGGAGAGGGGAGCAUUCUGCAGUACCUCAAGAGCGAGUCACUGGCCGUUUCUCUCUCGGCGGGGUUAGAGGUCAGCGCUGACUCCUUCUCGCUGUUUCUUGUCGGCAUAGAGUUGACGGAGAAAGGUCUGGGGAGAGUGCCGGAUAUUGUGAAGACUGUCUUCCAGUUCAUCAGCCUCCUAUCGAGCCGGUCGGAGUACUCAGAUGAAGUCACUGUGGGAUAGUCACGUGGCAGUGUCCCGGGUUGUCUUUGACCACAGUGAGCCCGAGCAGCCCAGCGACUACACCACGCACAUCUCACAGAGGAUGAGAUUGGUCAAAGAGGCGCCCGAUUUCCUGGGGAACCCCCGUCGUUUCGCAUUUAAUUACUCCCUCGUUGAGUCGGUGCUAGACACUCUGACUCCGGAGAGACUCGUCCUGUUCCUCGGCACUCAUCACCUCAACUUUUCUUCAAGUGGUCUCGGUCCUCCAGAUGAUAACCCACCCCCGGAACAAAACUCCUCCCCCAUCAAUUUUCCCUGGCCGGAACUGGACCAGAAGGAGCCAAUAUACUCCACUCCUUUCUCCAGUAUCGACACCCCGCCUGAGUUGUUGGAGUACUGGGGUAGUUUGACUCCGGUCCCACAGAACUUGUCUCUACCGGGGAAGAACCAUUUCAUCCCGACUGACUUUGGCCUCCUCAAGCCACCUUCCAAUCUCUCUGACACUCCUUCUAGGGUCUCUGUCGCAAGCAAAGGGGUGUCGCUAUGGUUCCUGCAAGACACCACAUUCGAAACUCCUCACGUCAACAUGUACUGCUCUAUAACCGCUGCCAACCCAGACAGUGACUCUGUCAGAUGGAUUGAGCUGACAGUUCUCUAUGCACAAAUGGUGGUCGAGGUCCUUACCCCAGUCCUCUACCCUGCGGCGGAACUGACCUACUCCAUGGGGCUCUCCGCCACACCCCAAGGACUCCAACUGACAUUCUCCGGGUUCAGCGACCCCAACAUCAUGACGAGAUACAUUGGCAACACUGUCCUAAAGAUGAAGGAUUAUGAUGCACUGGUAAAGGUGUUUGACAUUGUUCGGGAGAAGAGGCGGGAUUUCCUGGAGAACUACAAGUACAGCAACCUUCCUUACCGCUACAUCUACAACUACAUCCAACAAGUGGUAAUGGAGCGACCGUACUGGAAGCUGGAGGAGGAGCUGGCUGUAGUGAAUGAUGUCAAUAUUACAGCCGAUGAUGUCAUACAGCACGCGGUGAAGCUAUUCACAGAUGCCUCCUUCCUGUGUUUUGCACACGGGAACAUUAAUCAGGAGUUGGCUAGAGAGUACACGAUGUUAGUGAGCGACACUCUCACUCCAUCUCCCUCGGCCUCACUGCUGCCUCCUAGCGGCGGUUACCAGAGACAGAGGGUGACCCUCGCGGACCCGGGCAGCUACAGCGUGACCCUACCCACCCUCAACCCCAGUGACAAGAACUCUGCCGUCAAUGUCGUCUUCCAGGUUGGUCCUCCGUGCUCUGCGCCUGGCUCAUCUGCAGGGUCUCCCUGUGAGGAGCAGUACGUCUCUGCCACCGCACACCUAGGACUCAUCGAUCACAUCAUUGGAGACCAGUGUUUCUACCAGCUGCGCACAGUGGAGCAACUCGGCUACGUCGUGUUCUGCUUCCAGACCGCCAACUCUGGCAUCACCUCCUUCCAGGCAGUGGUCCAGAGCCAAGAGUACAAUGCCUCCUACGUCCUCGGUGAAAUCGACAAGUUCCUCGAGGAUUUCGAAGUCUCGACGAUAGCCAACUUCACGGAUGAGACACUCGCCGCUAGCAAGGAGCUGUACGCUAGAACUCUGAGGAAAAAGUCGCAGACUCUGAGGGACGAGAGCGACAGGCUGUGGGGCGAGAUUUUGAGCGGUCGGGAGCAGUUUGAUUACAACAGUCAACUGCUCGGGGCGCUGGAUUCAAUCACACCAGAGUCACUGAGGAAGUUCUACAGACACCACAUGACGGACCCGGCACAGUACAAGAAGCUAGUGGUGGGGGUAUAUGGAGCUGAUAGCCCGGUGGAUCUCUCCCAAGACUCUUCCUACUGCAUAGACUGGGAAACAACAGACCACAGUGUCCUAGAAUAUAACGCAAAUAACAGCAACUGCUCGCAGUCGUUGACGUUGUGAUACAUGUUCUUUAUUAUUAUUUGUCGUCUUAUUUCUUUUCCGUUCUUGUACGUACAAUGACGCAGACAAUCAUGAAAUUUCUCUUCUUUAUUUAAAAAAACAACAGAAGGAAGAACUUAGGAACAGCUAUACAUAAUACAAAGAGUGGAUGUGUGGGAAUUGAAAAGGACUGCAUGUGUUGGCCUUUGACAAGUGUUGGGGAUUCACGAUCAUCGAUUGCUGGCUGCGGUGCAUCAAAAGAGGAAGCAGUAUAUACACAGUGUUCAAACCCGGAGUAUCUCCAGCUUGUCUCUGUAGCAGAUGGCUAUCCAGUCAGGUUGGGAGGAAGACCACUGGAUCUAAGGUGAGGAUACACAGGCCGAGGGUACAUAAUUAUGGCAGUUUAUGCUCCACAGUGGAACCUCCGAUAGGGGACCCUCUG